AUGCUAGCCAUUCGUCGAGUCGCUCCUACCAUUGCAAAGUCGUGUCGUUCCUUGUCCACUGUGGUGCACCACAUCCAUCCUGUUAUGGAUACAGCAACAGCAAACACCAAUGACCGAGAAUUAACGCAAUGUGAAAAGGACAUUAUCUCUCCCAUGAUUCGCGUUGAUCAAUCUGGAGAGGUAGGCGCCUACUACAUUUAUAAAGGCCAAAUUGCAGUACUAGGAGGUGACCCCAAAUUGCGACCUUUGCUAGAGAUGAUGUGGGACCAAGAGAAGCAUCAUUUGGAGCUGUUUAGCGAUCUGGUAGGUGAGCAUCGUGUGAGACCGAGCUUAUUGAGACCCCUUUGGGAAGUAGCCGGGUUUGCUGUGGGUGCUGGUACGGCACUUUUGGGUAAAGAGGCUGCCAUGGCUUGCACAGAAGCAGUAGAAACAGUGAUUGGAGAUCAUUACAACGAGCAACUGAGAGAAUUGCAUGCACUCAAACAUCCCAACAAGCAAUUGGAUUACUUGUCCAAAACUGUGGCAAGCUGUAGAGAUGAUGAAUUGGAGCACCAUGAUAUUGCUGUGGAUCAUAAUGCCCGCCAAGCGCCUUUUCAUAGCCUGUUGAGUGCAGUGAUCAAACAAGGCUGCAAAUCAGCUAUUUGGGUAGCUGCCCGUGUUUAA
Mucor velutinosus is the source of this 663-nucleotide messenger RNA. RefSeq lists its product as uncharacterized. Gene Ontology annotation, biological process: ubiquinone biosynthetic process. Bases 1 to 663 code for a protein of 220 amino acids. The transcript has 2 exons. Gene Ontology annotation, cellular component: mitochondrial inner membrane. NCBI's taxonomy places the organism in Eukaryota, Fungi, Mucoromycota, Mucoromycetes, Mucorales, Mucoraceae. Gene Ontology annotation, molecular function: 3-demethoxyubiquinol 3-hydroxylase activity. The record is from RefSeq and is a predicted model, not a curated record.